AUGAAAUUUAAAAAGUAUCAGGAUCAGUGGUCACAGUCUCUUCAACAAGAAUUUGAAUUAAGACAAGCAAAAGGUUUGGUUGACAAGGAAACAAUUUUAUUGACAGUUGAAGAUCCUCAGUCUCAUGUUGGCAGUGGAGGUGCCACUAUCAAUGCAUUGCUUGCCAUUACAGAAUAUAUCAGUGCCUGUAAAGGAUAUACUGUGAUCAAUGCUGAUGUUCUGAAAGAUGCAUAUAUCCUUAUCCUCCAUAGUGGUCGGACAUACACAUACAGUUCCUGCCGACAUGCAUUCCUCCCAUUACCAGUCAAGUACUUUGAGUCUUACUAUGAUUCACUUGUGUGUUUGGUGGAUCUCACUUUAAACAUUGUAACAAGAAAAAUAGCAACUCCAUCUCCUCCAGGCAUAUGGGUAGCUAGUACUGACAUGAUGCUAUCUAUCCCAGAGCAUGCGGUUAUCAGAUGGCCAAGCACAAAAGCAGAUGUCUAUGUUGUUACUGUUCCUAGCAGUGAAAACUACUGUAAAGAACAUGGAGUUUUUAAAACUGAUCAACAGGGUUAUAUAGAAGAUAUAAAAUAUCAACCAGACAAUGCAAGUCUCUUAUCCUGCAUACAGCCAUCUGGAGAUUUUCUCAUUGUUUGUGGCAUAGUGUAUUUUAAUAAAAUAGUUGCUGAAAAACUGCUUUCAUUUCACGUCAAGCCUCCUCUUGAUAGUUGUACUUAUAUUGGCUUGGACAGUGGACAGAAAAUAAAAGAGUUGUCACUUUUCUUUGAUGUGCUACUCCCAAUGGCCACUGGUGUGACUGAAGAUGAUUUUAAUUCAAAAAAUUCAGAAACGCUCACAAAAGAAAUCAGGCAGAUUUUGUGGGAUGAACUUCAUGAUUUCAAAAUAUGUCCUUAUAUAAUUGAGGCAGGCCAAUACAAUUACUUGGCUACUUCUUCUACUGAAUUUCUCUCUCAGAUUAUUCACUGUCCACUUAAAAUGAAUGCAUCCAAGUCACUUGUCUGGAAUCCAAUUACACAUUCUUCAUUAGGUGACACUGUAGAUAUAGUAGAAAGCAGUGUGGUUAUUAAUAGCAUUCUUCAAGGUCAAGUGACAAUUGGACCUGGCUCUGUUGUGACCAAUUGUUAUAUGAACGGGCACAUCCAGGUUGGAAAGGAGUCCAUUUGUAGUGGACUUAAAAUGGAACUUAAUAAGAAGACAGUUAAGUUUGCUGACUCAAUUGUAAUCCAGGGAUUCAAUAUUCAUUUAAAAACUUUGCAAACUAGCAAAUAUGUGUUAACAAUCCAUGGGAUUCUGGAUCAACUUAUGGUUCCACUAACAAAUGAAGACACUACAUUUUGCAACCAGAAAUGGAAAAUAUUCCUCCAAAAUACUGGCAUCAGCGAACAAGAUCUUUGCUAUGCAAAUGAAAAACUUUCGCAGAAAACACUUAUGGACACUAAACUAUUUCCUGUUUUUCACCCAACUGAAAAUAUUAGCAUGAAAGAGAUGCUUUGGCUUCAGGGUCAACUAAAAGAUGAUACUGGAUACCUUUUGAAAAGAUGGAGAGAAUCAUGGCGGUUAUCAUUUCAGACUCCAGCCACUGCUGCUAGAACAUUGGCAAAUAUAGCUGAUUUAUUGGGCUGCAUGGCCAAGGGAAAAGGUGGUCUGCGUAGUGGACCUGCAGCCAACAUAGCUUGGAAUAAAGCAUUCAAUCUGCUUGAAGCAAAUCAAAUUUCUACAGGUGUGAAAGCUUUGGCAAAAGUAAGAAAUGACUGGCUACAUCGAGCAGACUUACUGAUUCGAGCAUCAAGACAUUAUGAAGGAGCUGCACAGAUUUUAAUUAGACAUGCUGUGAUGACUGGUAAAAAAUUUGUAGAGUUCCAAAGUUGUAUGUUACCAGAUUAUGAUCAUUGGAUCAAAGCUGAAUGUCCUGCUCGUUUGGAUUUGAGUGGAGGUUGGUCCGACACUCCUCCCAUAACUUAUGAGCAUGGUGGAGCUGUUACAGGUGUGUCUAUUACUGUCAAUGGAAAGAAACCAAUUGGAGCCAAAGUUAAAAGAAUUAAAAAUCCUGUGAUUGUUUUGGUAUCUGAAGUCAGUCAGUUGGUCAUUCAGAACUUGUUGGACAUGGAGGACUAUACUAAUCCAUACUCAUCAGGGGCAUUAGUCAAAGCAGCUUUUAUUUGUACUGAGACAAUCACUCUUUCUUCUUCUAUGUCAUUAAAAGAACAAUUAAUGUCCAAAUAUCAAGGAGGCUUCGAGGUUCAUACUUGGACUAACCUUCCUCAAGGAUCGGGAUUAGGCACCAGCAGUAUUUUGGCAGGGGCAGUAAUAGCAGCCAUUUGCACUGCUACAGGGAAAAAGGUUGACUCAAGAAGUCUUAUACAUUUGAUAAUUUAUCUGGAACAGCUUUUAACAACUGGUGGUGGUUGGCAAGACCAAGUAGCUGGACUUUUGGGCGGAGUAACAACAGGCAUGUCUGAGGCUAAAAUCCCUUUAUUCAUUGAUUUGAAACAACAUCCUGUGAGUUCUGCAAUAAUCAAAGAGUUUAAUAAACUUCUAAUUUUAAUUUACACUGGAAAGACAAGGUUGGCCCGGAACUUGCUUCAGAAUGUUGUUCGCGACUGGUAUGCCCGAAAACAAGAUAUUCUAAGUACUGUUGACCAACUGGAGAAAUUAGCUCAUUUCUGUUCUGAUGCUUUUCAAGAUGGUAAUCUACCACUGGUAGGACAAUGUGUGGACAGAUAUUGGGAACUAAAGAAAAAAAUGGCACCUGGCUGUGAACCUGCAGCUAUAAGAAACCUGAUGCAAAAUCUCCGGCCACACGUCUUUGGAAUGUCUUUAGCAGGUGCUGGUGGUGGUGGAUUCUUUUAUGCCAUUGCUAAAGAUUCUUCUCUCAAAAUUCAACUGAAUGAAAUAAUUUCCAAAAUCCCGGACUUGAAAGGUGCUGUCAUAUACAAUGCUACUGUGGAUACAGAAGGAAUGAAGCUGAUAUUUUGA
Molecule: messenger RNA, 2979 nt
Organism: Acanthosepion pharaonis
Lineage: Eukaryota; Metazoa; Mollusca; Cephalopoda; Sepiida; Sepiidae
Source: the annotation of a GenBank genome assembly